Messenger RNA from Musa acuminata AAA Group (dessert banana), 3873 nucleotides. RefSeq names its product dual specificity protein kinase YAK1 homolog. The record is from RefSeq and is a predicted model, not a curated record. Lineage: Eukaryota; Viridiplantae; Streptophyta; Magnoliopsida; Zingiberales; Musaceae. Gene Ontology annotation, biological process: peptidyl-serine phosphorylation; peptidyl-threonine phosphorylation. The transcript has 19 exons. Gene Ontology annotation, cellular component: cytoplasm. Gene Ontology annotation, molecular function: protein serine/threonine kinase activity; protein tyrosine kinase activity; ATP binding. The coding region runs from base 926 to 3367 and encodes 813 amino acids.
CCUACCGUGACCGAACCGGGCCACCGUCAUGGGAACAACCUGUCUCGAUGGCCUUGCACGCGUGACGUGGUCUCUGAUGACGGGGCCGAUAUUUUUGGGUCCCAGUCACUGAGAGAAAUCGCCGCAGUUGGAAUCGUCCCACCUUCGCCGCCCACAGGACUCCCAAACUCCACCUACGGUGUGAGGGCCCACGUAUGCGAACCAUUAAUAUUUGAUUUGGUCACCGUGCCGGUUCCAGAACGGGGACGUGUAGACGGGCUUCUUAGGAAAGCGGUGUUAUCGAGUGAUUUCAUUCUCGCGAAGCGACGCGCGAAUCGAGCCCCUCGAGGGAAUUGAGACGAGGGCGCAAACACUCCGGGAACUCGAGAACCUCGCCGACCACGGAAACCCUCCGUCGGGCCCCCCAGCGAUGAAGCAGCUCGUCUCACGCAAACAAAAGCCAUUGGUCCUUUUUCUAACGUCUCUUUUUUAGGUGUCUCGAUCCUGAACUGACCGAAGCAAAUCUCGAAUCUACGCCAGUGAACGGACGAGAUUGGUCUCCAGAUUCCACACGUACGAUGGGUUUGUUGUACGCAUAGGAUAUCACAUGCGGACGCACAGCAGCAGACGAUAUAUAUAUAGAGGAGCGGGAGGACCCGUCGAGACCGAGGCGGAGAAGAGGAAGGGAAAAGAAUAGAGGAAGGCGAAGACCCCUCCGUAAACCCUACCUCUUCUCGAUUCCUACCAUCUUCGGUCGACCUCCGGCUACCCGCUCGACGGCGGAUUGGAUCCAAUUGCGUCGCCGGAUGUCGCGGGAGGUUUUGUAGAAUGGGACUGGAGUCGUCCGGCGGGUCUCCUCGGCUGGAGAAUCGGGCGAUCGACUCCUUUCGCUCUCUGCUUCGACCGAUCGGACGUUAGCGACGCGAUACACAUCGCUGGUGGAGUUAUGGAUGGGGGAGGGAUUGGAAAGAACAAGCCGCAGGCGUUCCGUCCUUGUGAAUCGUCGCAAUCUUCCUCCGGACCCUCUCUGGUUUUCGGCGAAUCUUGCGCGACUGCGAAACGAUCUCUAGUUGAAAAGCUAACCAAAGGCAUAGUUGAAACAUACCGCAAAUGCAACCCUGGUUUCAAGUACUCUAAUGCAUCGAACUGGAAGCGCUUCCUUACAAAUCCUUCUACUGGAGUGAAAAAUGAUGGCUAUGACAAUGCAUAUUCAGAUCUUAUUUUGUACGUAAAUCUUGUAUUGUGUUCAGGCUCGAAACAGAGGUACAUUGUUAAAGACAUACUUGGCCAAGGUACAUUUGCUCAGGUUGCUAAAUGUUGGGACAUGGAGACCAACAAGUAUGUUGCCAUUAAGAUUAUCAAAAAUCAGCCUCAGUAUUAUCGACAUGGAGUAUUUGAAGUCCAUAUUCUGUCAAUGCUCAAUCAAAAGCUUGAUCCUGAUGAUGAGCAUCACAUUGUGCGCAUGCUUGACUAUUUUUUAUUUCAAAAUCAUCUUUGCAUUUCGUUUGAAAUGCUUGGGUCAAAUCUGUAUGAGCUAAUAAAAGAAAAAAAGCAUAAUGGAUUUACAUUGGAUGUCAUACAAGACUUGUGUAAGCAGAUCUUGGAUGCAUUAAUCAUCACAAGAUAUGCUGGUAUUAUCCAUUGUGAUUUGAAGCCAGAGAAUAUCCUUAUAUGUACAAGUGAGAAACCACAAAAAAUUAAAGUAAUUGAUUUUGGGUCGGCUUGCUUCAUGAGUAAGACAAUAUACACAUACAUUCAGAGUCGUUAUUACAGGUCUCCAGAAGUUCUCCUUGGCUACCCAUAUACAAUUGCCAUUGAUAUGUGGUCACUUGGGUGCAUUGUUGCUGAGUUGUACUUGGGUUUCCCUUUGUUUCCUGGGGAGUCACAAUUUGAUGUUCUAAAGAGGAUGACUGAAAUACUUGGUGAUCAGCCUCCUGAUAAUCUCCUUAGGAAUGCAACCAAGACAAAUAAUUUCUUUAAACAUGUUGGUAGCAUAAACCAGUUGGUGGAUGACCAGUCUGUCAAGAUAAACAGCAGCGCUUACCAAAUUCUAAAUGAAGAGGAAUUUGAAAUUAGGGGAUUAAAAAGGCCAAAGAUAGGAAAAAAAUAUUUCAGUUUUGUGAAACUUGAAGAUAUCGUUGCAGAAAAAGCUUACAGGAAAAACUUGCCAGAUGAACAAUUUGACAAAGAAAGUGCAAUGUGCUUGGCAUUGGUUGAUUUCUUAAGGGGCCUUCUUGAGUUUGAUCCUGCCAAACGAUGGUCACCUUUGCAGGCUUCACACCAUCCAUUUGUUACUAGAGAACCCUUUUUGUUCCUUUACAAACCUCUUCCAGAGACUCCACUCACUCCAGUUUCUCAUGCUCUUCAAGUGGAACAUGAUCCGAGGCAAGGACACCAGCUAGCAGCUGGUCUCUCUCCAGAGGUUGCAAGUAUUAACAAAUAUCUUCCACAGAAUAGCUCUAAGGUUUUACUGGCGCCUUCAUCCUAUGAAAGUAGUUAUGGCAGCUCAGAAAGCCAUGGAAGCUAUAAUUAUAGUGCUAGUCUUGGAAGUGGUUGCAGAAGUUAUUCAUUAAAAAAUAGCAUGUUGGAUUACUCACCAGUCCAUUCUUCCCUUUUCCAAAGUGCUAAAACAGGGGGAUCUGUCCUUGGUGUUAGUGCGGAUGCUAGACAUGUUCCAGUCUGUCAUGGGAAUGGUUUUGGUGUAACUCCUAGUUACAAUUUCUGGCCAACGUCCCUAGGAGCCAGCCCCUCUCAAUUUACUUAUCCAAGCUUGAAAGUCCAAGAAUCAAAAAUGUUUCAAGGAGAGUAUGCUUGCCAUUCCCCAGCAGAAGGCAGCUUUCAUGAUUUUCCAUGGGGCAAAGCUUCUAAAUUUGUUAGAGAAGGCAAACAUGCCUAUAAUGGAUCGUUGGGUAUUCAACCUCAUGAAAAUUCAUUCAAGUACUAUCAUGGCCUUUGUGAUGAUGAGACGAGCUCUAGUUAUGAAGACUCAAAUCAUCAAAGAUUUAAGUGUCAUGGGACAAGCCUGAAUCAAGUUACUUACCAUUUGGUCCUGGAGAUUGGGAUCCCAAUUAUAGGGUUUGACAGUGUUAUCUGCCUUGGUUGCUCAAUCGAUUUGAGUAAUCAAACAAGUGGAAUUGGUACUUCCCCCUUGAACCAUCAACAGGCACUUGUGGGCUCAAAUUAUAUGUAUGCAGAUGCAAGGAAUCCCCCUGUUAUUCAGGGCUUGCACGGUGGAUAUGCACAUCCGGUGUCUCUUCCACAUUCUGUAUCUCAAAGUGCACAAAACACACCCAGGCAUUUUGGACAACAGUAUUUUCAGCAAUUUAAUCACCCGCAUACAAUGCAUACUCAUAAUCUGUGGAAUCAUCAGAAGGCGCAGGGGAGAUAGAUAGGUGGACUAUCAUUUGCCGCAAUAUUACACUAUUCCUGAACGGGACGGAGUGUUUCCGGCGGAAGAGAUGGCGCUGUCUGUCUGUCUGUCUGUCUCUUGCAACCGAUAUCGGAUGGUCCUGGACAUCCAGUUUGUGUUUGAAAGUAUAAUUUUUCUUUCCCGUACCUUUUUUUUAAAAAAAAAAUCUCUGGCUGUUGUUAUCUUGUUUGCUCUGAUGGGGUUGUCAAGGAAAUGCUAGAGAUGAAUCUCCCACCACAUUCUUUAUGUUAUUCUUACCUUGAAUAACAGAAAAAAGGUGCCGUAUGUUUGGAACUUGGAAGCCAACAUAUAUGUCCAAUAUCUCCACCUUAAAUUGUAUUUGAACAUUGUUGGCUUUGGACCUGUUUAAUAAAUGCCUCCAACCCCACCUAUACAACUUGUAGUUUUACCGAGACAAGAAUUAGGAUAUAUAUGUAUUGCAGGAAAUUGAACUUCAUUUAUUACAAUGUAGCUCUUCUAACCAA